Messenger RNA from Necator americanus (New World hookworm), 945 nucleotides. RefSeq lists its product as uncharacterized. The coding region runs from base 1 to 945 and encodes 314 amino acids. The record is from RefSeq and is a predicted model, not a curated record. The transcript is spliced from 11 exons. NCBI's taxonomy places the organism in Eukaryota, Metazoa, Nematoda, Chromadorea, Rhabditida, Ancylostomatidae. Gene Ontology annotation, biological process: lipid metabolic process.
AUGGUCCGAUACCGUAUAGAACUUGGGCACAACAGCGACAUCCGUCAAACAAAACCUUUUACUGAAGGUGGUGUGGUCAUUUUCAACAUGUUCCUCACAUGUACAAGAGGUCAACUCUUCUCUUCAUAUUUGUAUGAGUGUCAUCAGACUGCCCUCCUGUCAAGCAUCACGAUGAUCGUCCUACUUGGUUUCAUACUUAUUGCGCUAUGUAGUUGCGAAGGGUCGAAUUACACAGACGAAUUCGCCAGGAAGUAUAUGUACAUUCUGAGCGCUGCUGCGUACUCAGAUGCUCCAAGCAAAUGCAUGGAGAGAUUUGAAAAUGCUACAGUUCACAAUCAAACUUAUGCUAACUGCACAGGAAAUUGCUCAGGGUUCACAGCUGUUAUACAUGAGAAAAAAGCAAUCGUUCUUAGUUUCCGUGGAACUACCGACAUGCAGCAGCUGUUUGCAGAGAUUAAAGAUAGCACAUUCAAGGAAUGGAGUAAUUGGACUCAUGGAGGCAGGGUAUCCAAGUACUUCAGCGAUGCCUUUUUGAGCCUCUGGGAGGGAGGUAUGGAGAAAGAUUUCGAAAAUCUAACGACAUAUUAUCAAAACUACGAGAUUUGGGUUACCGGUCACUCACUUGGUGGUGCUCUAGCUACAUUAGCUGCAUCCGUGGUGGCCGGAAAACAUAACCGAACUAAUGUGAAGCUGGUCACAUUUGGUCAACCGAGGGUUGGCGACGAAACAUUUGCAAAGAAACACAAUGAAAUGGUAAACUUCUCCUACCGAGUUAUAUACUGGAGUGACGUGGUCCCAACUGUCCCAUGUUACUUCGUCCAAGGUUUUCGUCAUCAAGGAAUAGAGGUUUUCUACUCUGACAUGGAUUCAACUACCAACUCGAAGCACACCGUUUGUAAAAGAGGAGAGAAUUGUGAGCUUCUAUGGAAUGGACGGAUGCAAUGA